GGAAAAACCCCCUUGAAAACAGAAGUUUUUCCUCCAAAAUUUUCAAAUGCUCCCUCCAUUGUGUUUCCCUCUCCCUCUGAAUCGAAAUCUAUGUAUGUUUGUCUCUCUUAUACUCUUUUCUCCACAUUGUAGAUAGACAAGGAAAAAUGGGGAAGCAGAACAAAUCAAGAAAACCAGAAUUGGUAGGUAAAGGCAAGGUAACUCCGGUUCAGGUUGCAUUCAUCGUGGAUCGUUAUCUUUCCGACAACAAUUACAUAAAUACUCGCUCCACUUUUCGGUCUGAAGCAUCCCAUUUGAUUGCCAAAUCUCCAGUUCAAGAAGCGCCGAAGAGUUUGCUGAGUUUGGGUGCAAUACUGGAUGAAUAUAUAACGUUGAAGGAGCAGAAAGUGUUAUUGGAUCAAGAACGGUGCCGUUUGGAGCAGGAGAAGUUGAAGCUUCAGAAAUUGCUAACAGGCAUGCAGGAUGUCAUGAAUGCUUAUAAUGCUAGCGGAAAUAAUGUUGUUACUCCUCCGCUGCCCCUGCCGCUGCCGACAGCUAUGGCAUCUCAGAAAAUGGUACAAUCGAGGGCUAUAGUACCUCCAUCUGACCCUGCACUUAUGACGCCAGCAGGUUGUUAUCCUAUGUACAAUACUUCAGUUACGAUGUCUACAUCUGGGCCCUCCAACUCUCAAACAGAUCCAAAAACUUUCUCUACCCCGAUUACAAAUCAGCCCAGUGGUAAAAGGAAAAAAUGCAAAGACGUUUCAGAUGCUUUAGUGACUGCUAAGAGAUGUAGCAGGCGAAUACAAACCAAAGAUCCAAACAUACCUCCCCAACUAAGCAAUGCGGAAGCAAAACAGGAAAGUUCCUCGAAAGGUUCUACAGUUGAGUUGUCUGCUGAUGACAAUUCACCUGGUGGUUCGCUAGUUCAUGGAUCUAAUGUUGUCAAGUGUUUGUUCAAUCAGAAUAUUCCAUCCCCUCCAGCUAAUUGCUCUGUUCCUAAAACACCUACACGGGCAUUUUCCACUGAAACUGACAAAUCAAUUUCUCCUUUGGUUACUGCUACUCCCUGUGAACACAUUACUCCUCAACAAACUGACUGCACCAUAAUCUCUUCGGAGACAAUUCUAGUAAGCCCUGCCAAACAAAUAGCCUACUAUAGAAUAGAGAAAAAUCACUGCAUUUCAACUUACUCACCAGUAAAGGCAAACUCGACAAGGUCUAACAAGGACCAUGCUGCUAAAGGAAGGCUAGAUUUUGGUUCUUCCGAUAUGCCCAUAAUUGCAGAGAACCAAACACCUGAUGGUACAUCAACAUCUGAAUCUGACAGGGAAGGAAAUAUCCUUGACUUGGAUUUUCCGAAUUUGGAUGCUUUGGGGUUGGACUUUAAUCUUUCUGAACUUCUGGUUGACUUUGAUCUUGGUGGCGAAGGACUUGAUUUUUCUUCACAGCAAGCAACCAAUUAUACUCCAGAUUCCUCUUCUGGAUCGCCUCAUACAUCAGAAUACCAAGUUAUGUCACACUUUUUGUCAACCACGAAGGGAAUUCUUCCAGAGGAAGCAAAUUUAUCAGAAGGUCCAGAUUCUGUUACCACUCUGAAAUCUGUCACUAAAUGUAUCAAGAUCUCAAGUCCUGCUAAAAAACAGAGUUCUUUGGAUCCGGAGAAUUUUUCGGCCUAAAAUUUACUGGAUAACACUACAGGCGAUUUUUUAUACUGAUAUGGUACCAGUUUAGGACUCCCAACAAUAUUUACUCUGAUAUUCAGUUUUAGGUUGUCCUUAUGCGUCAGCACUAUGUGAAGUCAUAGUAAUUUGUUAGGAUGACAAGUCAUUUAACUUUGUUCAGUUCUGGUGGCAACCAUCCUUGUUGAAUAUAAGAAUAUUGGUUGCAUGUCAGUAGCUAAAAUCAAAACAUUAAGUGCUUGUUUGGUACCGAUUAAAAGCUAAUUAAAAUCAAUUUUUUUAUUGUUA
Messenger RNA from Olea europaea var. sylvestris, 1949 nucleotides. RefSeq lists its product as uncharacterized. Lineage: Eukaryota; Viridiplantae; Streptophyta; Magnoliopsida; Lamiales; Oleaceae. The record is from RefSeq and is a predicted model, not a curated record. The coding region runs from base 147 to 1658 and encodes 503 amino acids. The transcript is spliced from 7 exons.